Messenger RNA from Strongyloides ratti, 1668 nucleotides. Its product is annotated as Lethal (1) G0222. NCBI's taxonomy places the organism in Eukaryota, Metazoa, Nematoda, Chromadorea, Rhabditida, Strongyloididae. Gene Ontology annotation, molecular function: protein binding. The transcript has 2 exons. The coding region runs from base 1 to 1668 and encodes 555 amino acids. The record is from RefSeq and is a predicted model, not a curated record.
AUGUAUGAAAAUAGGACAAUUAAUGAAUUUGAUUCAAUAAAAGAUGCAACAAAAUUUCUUAAAAGUCUUGGCAAAAAUGUACAAGCUCGUUUUUAUCCUUUAUGUACAUAUAAGAAAUUUUUGACAAACAAUUCUAUUGACUGGGAAAAGUAUGAAGAACAUAUCAACAAAAAGGUAAAUUCAGUUUUUGUAAGAGAUGUUCCAUUUGAUAAAGUUAAAAAAUUUCCUACACUUUCAUUUAAUGAGUUAUCAUCGUUUAACAAUGCAAUUAAAAUGAAAGAUUUAGAAAUGGUUAAAAAUUGUGUUAAAAACAAUCCUAAAUAUUUAAUUAAUACUGACAACGAUAUGCCACAAAUCAUAUUUUGCGGAGCAAAGACAAAUGCUUUAUAUCAAGCUGCAAGAUUUAAUAAUCCUGAAGCAUUAAAUUACAUUCUUACAACUUUGAGAGAUGAUUGUUUUUGGGAACAGUUAUAUGAAAAAAAUGAUAUGUUUAAGUUACGAAUUAAUGUUUAUUGGGAUAAAUUAUUAAAUAGUUUGGAUAAAAAGUUUGAAAAAACACCGUUACAUUAUGCAUGUUCUUUUGGAUAUAAAGAAAUUGUUUGCCUACUUUUGAAAUAUAAUAUAUUAGAUAGAUCAAUAAAAAAUAGAAAAGGAAAAACUGCUUAUGAAAUAAUUUGUAGUCAAUGUGUAAAACAUGAUGAAAGUCUUGCAAAUGAAAUAAGAACUUUAUUUAAUUCUCAUUAUAUAUCACUUUAUAUUACACCAUAUCAAAGCAAAAAACCAAAAGUUAUAAUAACUAGAGAUGAUCCAUUUUGUAGAAUGAAAGAAAAUUCAUGUGGUAUGAAUUUAUUUGAUGAAGAAUUAUUAGUUGGUUGUGCUGGUCCCGUUCCUGAAGAAGUUAGUCAAAAAUUCAAAGAAAGUUGGCUUAAACUUGAUAGGGAAAGUUUAUCUUUAGGUCAUUUAAUUUAUGAACGAAGGGGGUAUAUGUUAUCUCGAGCAUAUGAUGUUGAAUAUACGCAAUAUUUUGAAUUUUUAAAAGAUUAUAUUAAUGUAAAUAAUUAUGAAUCAUUAGAGAAAUUAGACAAUUAUUUUGAAAAUAUAUAUGAUCAAAACAAAUUUGUAGAUUGUGUGGAUGGUUUUACUAAUGAUAUUGAUACAUUAACUUCUAUGAUGGAAAGAAUGUUGAGGUUAAGUUCAUCUGAAAAUGAAGAAAAUGUUGUUGAUUCAACGUCGUUAUAUAAUAUUAGAAAUAAUGAAUCUGAUGAAGAAAUGGAUUUUUCUACACCACCAUCAUCACCGAAAGAAUCGCCAAGUAUUUUGAGAAAUUACAAUACAUUAAUAAACAAUGAUAUGGAGGAUAUUAGCAACAAUGAUACAUUUAAUCCUGAUGAUACCAUAUUUUUAUCAAAUUCUAUACCUUCGAAAGAAGAUAUGUACUUAUAUGAGAUAUUAAAAAAUGUGUAUAAAAAGUGGAAGAAGGAUGAAUUGUUUUAUGUAAAACUUUUUAUUGCAUCAUGUGAACAUUUAUCUGUUAAACAUAUUAAAGAUUUGCCUCCUAUGAAUUCACCUCGUCACCAAAAGCUUUCUUCGAGGUGUAAUGCUAUUCACUCAUUACCAUUAGAAAAGAGGAGGAACAUAUUUAAUUCAGGUGAAGAAGUAAAUGAUUAG